GUAGUUCUACUCAUCAUGAUCUCCUUACAGCUACUGAUGAUGAAGGAUCCACUGUAUUACAUACAGCUUGCAGUAAUGGCCAUAUUGAUGUGUUUCGUUAUUUAUCCAGUAUUUAUCCUCAAGGUGUUAAUGUAAUGGAUAAUAGAGGAUGUAGUUUACUUCAUAAAGCAUGUGAAGGAGGCCAUGUUCCUGUUGUACUUUAUCUCACUAGUCUUCCUCAGUGUAAUGUAGUAGCUAAGACUUCUAAUGGAUCAACAGUUCUUCACAUUACCUGUGAGUACAGUGACUCUCUUCCUAUACUCAAAUAUCUGGUAGAGAAUCAACAGUUAGAUCUGUGUGCUGUGAAUGAUGAGGGAAUGGCUCCUAUUCACUUAGCAUGUAUUAAGGGAAGAUUGAACUUGAUCCAGUACAUUAUAGAACACAUACCAUCAUCACUUGAACUACCUCACAGUAAACAUGGUCAUACUCCAUUCCUUAUUGCAGUGUACUUCAAUCAGUUAGAAGUUAUUAAAUAUCUUAUUAGUAAGAAGUGUAAUCUAUCAGCUACUGAUGGUGGAGGGUCUGGAGCAGUUCACAUAUCUGUAGAGAGGGGUCACUUGAAUGUAUUGAAGUAUCUCAUUGAUAAUUAUUAUUGUAAUCCUAAUGCAACCAAUCAUCAAGACCGUACACCACUACAUUUUGCUGUAGCAGCUAAACAGUUUGAAAUAUUAGAAUAUUUAUUAGAAAUUGAACCAUGCUUACUUAUUAACGCACAAGAUAAAGAUGGUCACACACCAUUACACUUUGCUUGUAUGAGAGGACAGCAGAAGAUGGUAUCACUUCUAACCAGCUCUACUAAUAUCAAUAUAUUAAUUAAUAACAAGAAAGGACAGACACCAUUACACUUAGCAGCUGCCUCUGGUCAUAAGGAUACCGCUAAAGCUUUACUGUUCUCAGUUACUGGUAGUUCUACUCAUCACGAUCUCCUUACAGCUACUGAUAAUGAAGGAUCCACUGUAUUACAUACAGCUUGCAGUAAUGGCCAUAUUGAUGUGUUUAAUUAUUUAUCCAGUAUUUAUCCUCAAGGUGUUAAUGUAAUGGAUAAUAGAGGAUGUAGUUUACUUCAUAAAGCAUGUGAAGGAGGCCAUGUUCCUGUUGUACUUUAUCUCACUGGUCUUCCUCAGUGUAAUGUAGCAGCUAAGACUUCUAAUGGAUCAACAGUUCUUCACAUUACCUGUGAGUACAGUGACUCUCUUCCUAUACUCAAACAUCUAGUAGAGAAUCAUCAGUUAGAUCUGUUUGCUGUGAAUGAUGAGGGAAUGGCUCCUAUUCACUUAGCAUGUAGUAAUGGAAGAUUGAACUUGAUCCAGUACAUUAUAGAACACUUACCAUCAUCACUUGAACUACUUGUCAAAGGACAUGGUCAUACUCCAUUCCUUACUGCAGUGCUCUUCAAUCAGUUAGAAGUUAUUAAAUAUCUUAUUAGUAAGAAGUGUAAUCUAUCAGCUACUGAUGAUGAAGGGUCUGGAGCAGUUCACAUAUCAGUAGAGAGGGGUCACUUGAAUGUAUUGAAGUACCUCAUUGAUAAUAAUUAUUGUAAUCCUAAUGCUACUGAUCAUCAAGACCGUACACCACUACAUGUUGCUGUAGCAGAUGAUAAAUAUGAAAUAUUAGAAUAUUUACUGAGUAAGAGUAUACCCUCAAUGAGUGUUGUCUGGUUACGUGAGAUAAAGUAUUUAUUAGACAGUCCUCAUGACAUAUACAAUAAUCCACAUAAUGCUGUACUUAUUAAUGUACAAGAUAAAGAUGGUAAUACACCAUUACAUGUAGCCUGUCAACGUGGACGACAGAAUAUGGUAUCACUAUUACUAAAAGCCAGUCUGUCUAACAAUAACUUAUUAAUUACUAACAAGAAAGGACAGACACCGUUACACUUAGCAGCUGCCUCUGGUCAUAAGGAUACCGCUGAAGCUUUACUGUUCUCAGUCACUGGUAGUUCUACUCAUCAUGAUCUCCUUACAGCUACUGAUAAUGAA
Amphimedon queenslandica is the source of this 2015-nucleotide messenger RNA. Its product is annotated as ankyrin-3-like. The annotation marks the transcript as partial. NCBI's taxonomy places the organism in Eukaryota, Metazoa, Porifera, Demospongiae, Haplosclerida, Niphatidae. The record is from RefSeq and is a predicted model, not a curated record. Gene Ontology annotation, molecular function: protein binding. The transcript has a single exon.